AUGAUUUCCUUCUCUUUCUUUUUUUUUCUCAAAACCCACUUUAUUUUUUUUUUUUGGACGUUUUUUUCUUUAUUUUUCUUUUCUCUUUCUUCCAUAUUACUUCUCUCUUUCGUUCAAACUCCCUCUUUAACUUCGCUUUCUGUUUUACCCCUCUCUGUUUAUAUCAGUCUGUCUGUCUGUCUGUCUGUCUAUCUAUCUAUCUAUCUAUCUAUCUCUCUCUCUCUCUCUAUAUAUAUAUAUAUAGAUAUAUAUGUUCAUAUCUAUCUCAACCUAUAUCUCAUUCUGUUCAUAUGUAUCUAUCUCAAUCUGUUCAUAUCUGUCUAUCUAUCUAUCUAUAUGUUUCAUGUCUAUCUAUAUACUAUCUAUAUGUUCAUAUGUCUCUAUCUGUCUAAAACUGUUUAUCUAUCUAUCUAUCUAUCUAUCUAUCUAUCUAUCUAUCUGGAGAUGUUCUGUAUCUAUCUCUCUCUCUCUAUCUAUCUAUCUAUCUAUCUAUCUGGGGAUGUUCUGCAUCUAUCUAUCUAUCUGGAGAUAUUCUGUAUCUAUCUAUCUAUCUAUCUAUCUAUCUAUCUAUCUAUCUAUCUAUCUAUCUAUCUCGAGAUUUAUUCGACAUCUAUCUAUCUAUCUAUCUAUCUAUCUAUCUAUCUAUCUAUCUAUCUCAGUCUGUUCAUACAUAUCUGUCUAUCUAUCUGUUCUAAAAGGUCAUCUAUCUAUCUAUCUAUCUAUCUAUCUAUCUAUCUAUAUAUAUCAUAUCUAUCUAGUCUGUUCAUAUUUAUCUAUCUAUCUAUCUAUCUAUAUUUCAUCCUAUUCAUCUAUCUAUCUGAUUCUAUCUAUCUGUUCAUCAAUUUAUUUAAAUAUCUAUCUAUAUCUAUCUAUCUAUCUAUUUCAUUUUUUUUUCAUCUAUCUAUUUCAUCUGUUUCUUAUCUAAUAAUUCAUCAUCUUAUCUAUCUUUCAUCUAUCUAUCUUUUAUCUAAAAAGUUUAUUCACAUCUAUCUAUCUAUCUAUUUAUCUAUCUCAGUUUAUUCACAUCUAUCUAUCUAUCUAUCUAUCUAUCUAUCUAUCUAUCUAUCUAUCAUAAGACGUUUUGAUUCUAUAAAAAAUGUUUAUUUACUCUUUCCAGCCUUUGUUCUUUCUCUCAGGACAUUAGACAUCCAUCAUUUGCCAUUUCCUUCUUUCUCAUUUCCUCUUCUUUCUUUCUUUCUUUCUUUCUUUCUUUGUAGUUUCUUAUUCUUUCAUUUUUUUUUCUUUCUUUACUGUUCGAUCUUUCUUUCUUUCAUUUUUGAUCUCUCUUUUUUCUUUCUUUCUUUCUUUUUCUUUCUUUCUUUUUCUUUCUGUCUUUCUUUCUUUCUUCAACUUCAUCUUUUUCUACUGAUUCUAUAUUUCUUUCUUUCUUUCUUUCUUUCUUUUUCAUUCAUUCAUUCUUUCUGUCAUUCAUUCCUUCAUUUUCGUUCUUUCGGUUUUUCAUUCAUUCAUUCUUUUCAUUUGUCCCACCAGAUGAAGUAA
Molecule: messenger RNA, 1500 nt
Organism: Acanthosepion pharaonis
Lineage: Eukaryota; Metazoa; Mollusca; Cephalopoda; Sepiida; Sepiidae
Source: the annotation of a GenBank genome assembly